This is a messenger RNA of Spodoptera frugiperda (fall armyworm), 1984 nucleotides long. It is a transcript of the gene dgt3, whose product is annotated as augmin complex subunit dgt3. The coding region runs from base 90 to 1781 and encodes 563 amino acids. Gene Ontology annotation, cellular component: HAUS complex; mitotic spindle; centrosome. Gene Ontology annotation, biological process: spindle assembly; centrosome cycle. The transcript has 10 exons. Lineage: Eukaryota; Metazoa; Arthropoda; Insecta; Lepidoptera; Noctuidae. The record is from RefSeq and is a predicted model, not a curated record.
AAAUUAUAAUGUUUUGAUUUUUCGAAAACAUUAACGGCCUAUGUAUGUUUUAUUUUAUUUUAUGGGUAAAAUAUUGAUUAAAUAUAAAAAUGAAUGCCUUAAACGAGAUGAGUGAUGAAGAAUUCGUGCCAUUCUUGCAUAGUUUGGGCGUCGAUACUUACAAAAAGUCAUUUGAAUGGAUGUUGAAUGAUCGGGAUUUUGCGGGAGUUUUGCGCUGGCUACAUAAUAAUUUAGAUCAUAAUAAUGCUUUGAGUGCCCGUGAGGAAUGUCGAUACAUAGAACUAGAAAAGAAAGGUCUUCUGUCUACAGAAGAACUAGAAUCUUCUAUAACUGCCAUACAAGAAGAGUAUGAAGGUAUUUGCUUGCCAGGAGAUAAGGACUCGAAAGAAGAUGUGGAAUUGGACAUCAAGAUGUUACAAGAAAGGCUCCAUAUGCUGCAGAAGCAGGAAACUAUCCUUAGUGACUUGAAAAGACGGAAUGGGCAAACAAAAGAAGAACUGACACUAGAAAUAUCAAAGCUGAACUCCUCAUACCACCAAUGGAAGGAUGAUGAGAGUGCCGCAGCCGAGGAGUGCCUGUCCCUCGCACAGGAGGUGGAGUCUAUCACAAGUGGUGUGAUAGAUGUGAUAGCUGAUACCCUGGAUGUGUAUAGCAGUUGUCAUUGUGAUAAGGAAAAUGCAAGAAAAUUCUUCACAUUUGGCCCGUUUGAGACUUACAGACAAUCUCAGGCGCUAUUCCGAUCUCACUUUGACCUGUACACCAGUAAGAAGUUUGUUAAGAAAGCAAACGAGACCUCUUCUGACGAGGAACUGAGGUCUGCUUUGGCUGAAGCUAAGAGCAUGGAGGAUAGGUUGACCGACGCAAUGUGCUCGUACAUUGAAUCCAAAGCUGAAUUAUCUGGAGAGCAAGCCAAAGUCGCGCUAGUGGCCAACUAUAAAGACGUACACCCUAGCCAGAUAAUGUCCUGUCUAAUGGAAGCUCAGAGCGCAGUGGAGUUGCUAGAACAGGAGGAGUCCAUCCUUUACCAACAGUUGCACAAUGCAGUCAAACAGUUGGUGGACUCGCGAACCACACUCGCAGUUGAAACUACGGCAUGCUGCGCUUUAGCUGUGAGACAACAAAUCCACGCCGACCUAACCCACCUCCUGGAAACGACCCACCGCGCUGUAUCCCUGGACCGCGUGGUGUACGGCGCGCUGCGGCACGAGCUGCGCGCUGUCGAGGACCUGUUGCAGCUCGCCUCGCAGCUCAGGCAGUAUGUCGUCGCCGAGACCAGUGCUGUUGGUAGUCGCAUUGAUUCAAUGAACGAGAUAUGUUCAGAACAAGAGUCCUGCGAGCUGAAGCUUCAGUCCUCAGAUAUGUUGGUGCAAGCACUACUGCACAUUCUUGGUGCACAGUCGGGUGACGCCGGAGUACUGGUCAAGGUGUACAAUGAGGUGUUACAGCAAGUCAAAGAGCUGAAGGAUAAUGUUGAAGAUGGGUAUAGGAAGAAAGAAAAUGCUGCGGUGGCUGUCAACGAGUCAACAGCAUCGCUCCGUAGCGCGGUAUGGUCGGGCAGCGCCCGGCAGCCGGGGCGCGGGGACCGCGGCGUCGGUACACUGGCACAUACACUGCGACAACACAUGGAACUGGUCGAUAGCAGGGUGCUCGAUGCUAGUAACAUGUUUACUAGUGUUAAGAAUGGCGACAAGCAGAAUCUUCGGAAACUAUGGCAGUGGUUCCUGACGGACCCGGCUAGACUGCUGCACGCCUUGAAGAACGCCAACACAAAGAUUUACUAAUGGAUGAGAAUAUCUAAGGAAAUGUUUAUAACUUAUUCUACUUCGUAAUAUUAUCAAAGGCGCCGGAAUUGUCUAUACAUAUUUGUUACAUUUUUCGCAGAGAGAGCCGCGUCAAAGCAAUGAAAGGUGUAUUAUUAAGUGAUAAAUGAACGACGCACGAUUUUGUUUUUUAUUCAAAAAAAACAUCGACUGCCUAUCCAUCG